AGGUGGACAGCUUGUACUUGAGCCGUGCUGCUGGGCCCAGCUGCUCCUUCCCCAGAGGAUCCCUGCUCUGCUAAUCCCACCAGAGCCGAGGAGGACCUGCUGCUGCUGUGCACACGCCUGUCAGCUGGGAGUCCAGAGGAGCCGCGGACCGACGGCAGGCGUUUCACCAUGGACUUCGUUCUCCACGUGCUGUUCUCCCCGCUGCCGACCCCGGCCGUCAUCUCGCUGCUCGCCGUGGCCGCCGCCACCCUGUUCUACCUGAACACGCGGCCCAGCCCCGUCCGGUCCCCCAUCGACCUGCAGCGCCAGUCUCUGGGCAUCAAGGACGGCGCGAGGAAGACCGCUCUGCUCGAGGACAACAACAACCUGAUCUCGUAUUACUACGACAACGCCAAAACCAUCUAUGAGCUCUUUCAAAGGGGCCUGAAGGUUUCAGGUAAUGGGCCGUGUCUGGGCUACAGGAAACCAGGGCGGCCGUACCAGUGGCUCAAGUACAAACAGGUCUCGGACCGGGCUGAGCACUUGGGCUCAGGUCUUCUUCACAAAGGCCUGAAGCCAAACCCCGACACGCUCAUUGGCAUCUUUGCCCAGAACAGACCUGAGUGGAUUAUCUCGGAGAUGGCCUGUUACACGUACUCCAUGGUGGCGGUCCCUCUGUACGACACGCUGGGUGCAGAGGCUCUCGUGUUCAUUAUUGACCAAGCUGAGCUCUCGACAGUCAUUUGUGACAAUCAGAGCAAAGCGGAAACGCUGCUGCAGAACCGAGAAAAAGGCCAAACGCCGGUUCUCAAAACCAUCGUCGUCAUGGACCCGUAUGAGCCGGAGCUGGUGGAGCGAGGGACCAAGUGUGGGGUGGAGGUUGUCUCUAUGAAGGAUGUGGAGGCUCUGGGGAAGAAUCACCUUCAGAAUCCAGUCCCCCCGAAGCCAGAGGACCUCAGCAUCGUCUGCUUCACCAGCGGCACAACAGGGAACCCCAAAGGAGCGAUGCUGACCCAUGAGAACAUCGUGUCUGACGCUGCGGGCGUCGUUAGACACUUUGAGACGACGAUCGUCCUCACUACUGACGACAUCAGCAUUUCCUUCCUGCCUCUAGCGCACAUGUUUGAGAGAGUUGUGCAGACGGUGGUGUAUGGCGCCGGGGCCAGGGUGGGCUUCUUCCAGGGGGACAUCAGGCUGCUUCCAGACGACAUGAAGGCCCUGCAGCCGACCAUCUUCCCUGUGGUGCCUCGACUCCUCAACCGCGUCUAUGACAAAGUUCAGAGUGGAGCCUCAUCACCUUUCAAGAAGUGGCUGCUGAACUUUGCUGUGGAGCAGAAAUGUGCUGAAGUGAAGAAGGGCAUCAUCAGGAAAAACAGCAUUUGGGAUAAACUGGUCUUCCACAAAGUCCAGGAGUCUCUGGGGGGGCGCGUGCGGGUCAUGGUGACGGGAGCGGCUCCCAUCUCCCCCACUGUUCUCGGCUUCCUCCGGGCCGCUCUGGGUUGCCAGAUCUUUGAGGCGUACGGGCAGACGGAGAGCACGGCCGGAUGCACCUUCACCAUGCCGGGAGACGCCACCAGCGGCCACGUCGGGGUGCCGCUCCCUUGUAAUUUUGUGAAGCUGGUGGAUGUGGAGGAAAUGAACUACUUUGCUUCUAAUGGCGAAGGGGAGGUCUGUAUAAUGGGUAAAAAUGUGUUCAAGGGCUACUUGAAAGACCCAGAGAAGACGGCAGAGGCCUUGGAUAAAGAUGGUUGGCUCCACACGGGUGACAUCGGAAAAUGGCUGCCAAGCGGGGUUCUGAAGAUUAUCGACCGCAAGAAGAACAUCUUCAAGCUGGCUCAGGGGGAGUACAUAGCGCCAGAGAAGAUUGAGAACGUGUACGUGCACAGCGGACCUGUGGCCCAAGUGUUCGUGCAUGGCGACAGCCUACAGUCCUGCCUGGUCGCUGUUGUGGUCCCUGAUCCCGAGGUCCUGCCAAGUUUGGCCAAAACCCUCGGGUGUCGAGGCUCCGUUGAAGAACUCUGCAAGAACACCGAAAUCAAGAGAGCCAUUCUCGCAGACAUGACCAAACUGGGCAAAGACGCAGGGCUCAAGUCCUUCGAGCAGGUGAAGGAGCUGCACCUGCACCCAGAGCUGUUCACCAUUGAGAACGGUCUGUUGACGCCCACGCUCAAGGCCAAGCGAGCGGAGCUGAAGGCUCUGUUCCAGCCUCAGAUCGACGCGCUGUACGCCGGCAUCCAAUAAACAAAACGAACGCUG
This is a messenger RNA of Betta splendens (Siamese fighting fish), 2235 nucleotides long. RefSeq names its product acyl-CoA synthetase long chain family member 5 (gene acsl5). The record is from RefSeq and is a predicted model, not a curated record. Bases 169 to 2220 code for a protein of 683 amino acids. Lineage: Eukaryota; Metazoa; Chordata; Actinopteri; Anabantiformes; Osphronemidae. The transcript has 22 exons. Gene Ontology annotation, molecular function: arachidonate-CoA ligase activity. Gene Ontology annotation, cellular component: mitochondrion; membrane; endoplasmic reticulum. Gene Ontology annotation, biological process: long-chain fatty acid metabolic process.